GGGAGGGGGCCGCGGCCGCAGCAGGAGCGGGAGGCUCGGGCCAUGGCCGCCGAUGUGUUCAUGCGGCCGGGGCGGCUCCCCGGGGCGGCGGGGCCCGUGUCGCGGCGGGCGGAGCCGGACGAGGACUCCUCGGACACGGACGAUGGGGGCUCCCCGGCGGGGCGGCGUCCCGGGCCGCGGCGGGGGCAGCCCGCGGGGCCCCAGAUCAUCCACUCGGGCCACUUCAUGGUCUCGUCGCCGCACAGCGAGCACCCGCCCAAGAAGGGCUACGACUUCGACACGGUCAACGAGCAGACGUGCCAGACCUACCGCUUCGGGGCGGCGCGGGGCGGCGGCGGCGGGGCCGGGGGGCGCCUCAGCAUCGACGCCUCCCUCACCAAGCUCUUCGAGUGCAUGAGCCUGGCCUACAGUGGGAAGUUGGUUUCACCAAAAUGGAAGAAUUUUAAAGGCUUAAAACUUCAAUGGAGGGAUAAAAUUCGUCUCAACAAUGCCAUCUGGAGGGCAUGGUAUAUGCAGUACCUGGAGAAACGCAAGAACCCAGUGUGCCAUUUUGUGACUCCACUAGAUGGCUCUAUUGAUGUAGAGGAACAUCGGCGGCCUGAAGCCAUUGCAACAGAAGGGAAAUAUUGGAAACGAAGAAUCGAAAUAGUCAUCAGGGAAUAUCACAAGUGGAGAACAUACUUCAAGAAAAGGUUACAGAAACACAAAGAUGAAGAUCUUUCAAGCUUGGUGCGGGACGAUGAUGUGGUUCUCUGGCAUCAGAGUAGAUAUGGCAGAGAAACCCCGGUCCCCAUGGAGGAAGAUUCCUUUCUGGAUGCAGACAUGCUUAUGUCUGAGUUCACAGAUACCCUCUUCUCUACGCUUUCUUCACAUCAGCUGAUUGCCUGGCCAAAUCCCAGAGAGAUAGCACACUUAGGAAAUGCUGACAUGAUUCAGCCAGGACUUAUCCCUCUCCAGCCAAAUCUAGAUUUCAUGGAUACUUUUGAAUCUUUUCAGGAUCUGUUCUCAUCCAGUCGCUCUGGCAACUUUUUCUCUUCUGUCCCUGCUGCCAGUUCUGCUAUGACAGAUACCAGCAGCCAUUCGUCCCAGUCUUCUGUCCUGCCCUCAGGUUCUUUACCCAGCACACUCCCAACAGUGAACCUCAAUGAAGGAUUGAUUGCCUCACCGGUACCUGCUCCUGUCAUUCCUGAUGUUGGUGCUAACCAAUGCUCCAACAUUAGAAGCGAGGGCUCUUUCAUCCAGCCAUCAGACUUCAAUUCCAAUUCAUCUCUAAGUGGCCAGCAGCCAUUUCUUCCGGUUUUCCAAGCUCCAGUGUCUCUGCUGCAGCCCACCGUCCCACCACACCAAGCUGCUUUGCCCACGGUGCCUCUGAAUGCCAGCUUGAAUUCCCAGCCGUCUGCUUUUACUACUCCAGAAACCCAAAAGUCUGGCCUCUGCAAAUCUUCCAUUGUUACCCACACAGCUUCUACCACCCUGACCCACAACCCCUCUGCUACCACCUUCAGCCAGAGCCAGAACCUCAUCCUGGCAACGCAGCAGCCAGGGGGAGGAGUGCCUUGUAACCUGACUCUACAGACUGCUGUUGUGCAGGGGCAGCCCCGGCCUCAGCUGCAACCCCACCUGACGUUUGCACUCCCUAAAGCCAUUCCCCUGGCGAAUGCUGGGACGAGGCCCAAACAGCCACAAAAAAUAGUGCAUGUUCCAAAGCCUGAAACGGUGUCCUUAGUAUUAAAAAAUGCCUUCAUCACCCCAGCUGCCUUUCAGGGACAGUCCAGAGCUGUGAUCGUAACCCCAGCACCUUUAAAAAGAGAGAGGAUUUUGACUCCGGCCAUGUCUCCACCUAGUGUUGUAAUUGCACCAGCUGCAAUUCCCAGAGCUCCCGGGGUGAUGGAAUUCCAUAGUAACAUUCUGGUUGGUCAAGCACAGCAAGCUCCGAGUAACCAGCAAGUGCAGUCCACAGUCUCGCAUCUCUUCUCUCCUAGUGCAGUCCAAGAUGUGAAAGGAGAGCAAAUCCCUUCCCACAGUACCUGUUCACAAGUUCCCUCACCGACACCUAGCCGAGAUUGUCAGAAUUCAGGACAGGCCUCUCCCUGCCCAUCUGAACAAAGCCCCAGUCCUCAGUCUCCACAGAAUAAUUGCUCAGGAAAAUCCACAACUGACCCUCAGAUGGCUGCAUUUAAGAAUCGAAGGAUGAAGCAUAUUUCAGCAGAACAAAAAAGAAGAUUUAAUAUCAAGAUUGGUUUUAGCACCCUGAACAGCUUGGUAUCAGCUAACUCUAAGUCAAUCAGCCAUGCAAUCACGCUCCAGAAGACUGUGGAAUAUAUCGCUAAACUACAGCAGGAGAGAAUGCAGUCACAAGAGGAAACUAGGCGCCUCCGGGAGGAGAUCGAGGAGCUAAACGCUACCAUCAUUUCUUGUCAACAGCAGCUCCCUGCUACCGGGGUUCCCAUAACCCGACAGAGAUUUGAUCACAUGCGGAGUAUGUUUGAUGAGUAUGUGAGAAACAGGACCCUCCAGAACUGGAAGUUUUGGAUUUUUAGUAUUAUCAUUAAGCCAUUGUUUGAGACCUUCAAUAGAAUGGUGUCUACGACCAGUUUAGAGGACCUGAACCAGACUGCAAUGGCUUGGCUGGAUGAGCAUUGUUCGCUCCGUGUUCUGAGGCCAAUGGUGCUGAACACCCUUCGGCAUCUCAGUAUAACCACCUCGAUUCUGUCAGAUCCAUCACACCUGCCAGAGCAAGCCACUGAGGCAGUUUGUAAGAUCAACAAAACAGCUGGAGAAACCUAACAACCACAAAUGAUGAGUUGCCUAAACAAGACGUGAAGAAAGUCCCAGCCUCACAGACUUGUCUCCUUACAGUUGGUGCACUUUAGAAAGGAUUCUCUCUAUCAUGUAGGACAUUGUUCAGGGCAUUUUGCCUCUGGCUCCUGAACAUGUAGAGAUUCAAUGCAACAUUGUCUAAUAUUUGGCUUCCUCUUCAGUACCUGUUAGAUUCAGUUAAGUGAGAAUGCCAACCUCAGAUACAUAAGUAGGCUAUAGUCCUGCAUUCAGCAAUAAAAAAUCUCCAUCAAUGAAGCAUGAAUAAAUACACAGGGAACAUCUUUGCAUAAAAUGACUUCAAGUACUAAACCAGGUGUAAAUUCGCUACACCUAGGAACAAUUUGUUAAAGGGAAAUGCACGUUUGAUUUCAUGAAAGGUAAUGUGCUUUUUCAUUUUAUUACCUGGUGUUCAAUUUCUUUGUUAUUUUACUUGAACAGUAAAAGUUGAUAAAAAGAAUGAUCAACAUAUUAAUAACCAAAGGAAAAAAAAGUUAAUCAAAGAUACAAAAUUGUGGUAAAAUACUAGAAUUAAAAUCUCAGGUUGUGUAUGUAUCUUUAUUCUAGUUCAGUAUAUUAUUUGUAUGUGAUCAUUUGGAGGGCAUGCUUUAUUUCCUAGCAAAUAAAGUAGCAGAUGUUUUUGUA
Molecule: messenger RNA, 3462 nt
Organism: Mauremys reevesii (Reeves's turtle)
Lineage: Eukaryota; Metazoa; Chordata; Testudines; Geoemydidae
Gene: MLXIP
Product: MLX interacting protein
Exons: 17
Coding region: 43-2787 (914 amino acids)
Biological process (GO): regulation of transcription by RNA polymerase II
Cellular component (GO): nucleus
Molecular function (GO): DNA-binding transcription factor activity, RNA polymerase II-specific; protein dimerization activity; RNA polymerase II cis-regulatory region sequence-specific DNA binding
Source: RefSeq, a predicted model, not a curated record